UACAUCUGUGUAUAGCAGCGCAGCCACACACACAAAUGCACAGCAGCAGCAGGAGCAGCUGAGCACCUCAUCAUCAUCAUCGUCAUCAUCAUCUUCUACUGCCAAGGAGCAUCUGCGUCUGCUGAGAGCACAUCACCUUUGUUCUUCAUCACCAUGAAGUUAAGGCACCACGAUGCCUACUGCCUCAGCACACCAAAAAAGCAGCUCUGCCAUGAGGAUUAAAGCAGUGAAGUGUGGUCAGGAUCUCCACCUGGAAGAAAAGGCGGUUUUGGUGGACUCUGCGAACUGAAGAGUGUGAUGAAGAAGACCAGCUGGAGUGUCCUCAUCACCACAGCGAUGAAUAGACUGGCUGAUAGGGGUCAUGAGUGGACAGUGAUGACACUCAACAUGAAGCACAGAGAGGACUACUCAACAGAUGUUUGCUUUCAGUAGGACUUCACUCACAGGAUGGAGGAGGAUACAUUUCACAAUUCCACUGCAAGUGGAAACGCAUCAGCUGUCCAGAACAUUCCACAUGAUCUUUGGGAGGUUAUUACUAUUGCUACUGUUUCAGCAGUCGUAAGCCUGAUCACAAUAGUGGGGAACAUUCUAGUGAUGCUCUCGUUCAAGGUUAACAGCCAGCUGAAGACAGUCAACAACUACUACUUACUCAGUCUGGCUUUUGCAGACCUCAUUAUCGGAGUGUUCUCCAUGAACCUUUACACGUCUUAUAUUGUGAUGGGAUACUGGGCUCUGGGAAACUUAGCAUGUGAUCUGUGGUUAGCGCUGGACUAUGUGGCAAGCAAUGCAUCAGUAAUGAAUCUGCUGGUGAUAAGCUUUGAUAGGUAUUUCUCCAUCACAAGACCUCUUACCUAUAGGGCUAAAAGAACACCCAAACGAGCAGGCAUCAUGAUAGGCAUGGCAUGGCUGGUGUCCUUUGUCUUGUGGGCCCCUCCAAUUAUAUGUUGGCAGUAUUUUGUGGGGGAGAGAACAGUUCCUCCUGACCAGUGUCAGAUUCAGUUCUUCUCAGAACCUGUGAUCACGUUUGGUACAGCUAUAGCAGCAUUUUACAUUCCUGUCUCUGUUAUGACCAUUUUGUACUGCAGGAUCUACAAAGAGACUGAGAAGCGAACAAAAGACUUAGCUGAGCUGCAGGGCCUCACUUCUGUGGACAAAUACGAAAACUCAAAAGCACAAAAGCAAAGAUCUUGCUUUGGCUUCAACACUGAUGGACAUACCACACAGGCCUCAUGGUCUUCAUCCAAUCAGAGCAAUGUAACCAAGACUACAACACAGUCUGAUGACAUGUGGGUAAAGUCAGAGCAGGCCAACACACUCAACAGCUACACAUCAUCUGAGGACGAAGAGCGGCCUGCUUCUGAAGCAACGUCUCAAGGAUCCUACAGAAACCAGGAGCCGGAACCAAAUGAGCUGUUGGCUUGUUAUGAGGAAAGUCACUAUUUCACUAAUUCUAUUAAGUACUGUUCCCAAAAGAACCAUAAGAAAUGCAUCUCCUACAAGUUUAAGCCAGCUCUGACCAACAUCAAUCCUCAUAAAACCAACACAGAGUCAGAAAGGAAAACAUCACAUGCUUGUUCUUCUUCAGAACAGCUGGCCCUUUCAUCAACCUCCUCUUCCAACAAGCCCAUGGAUCCCAACCUGAAGAGUCAGAUCACCAAACGGAAGAGAAUGGUUCUCAUCAAGGAGAAAAAAGCAGCUCAGACCCUGAGCGCCAUCCUGCUGGCCUUCAUCCUUACUUGGACUCCGUAUAAUAUCAUGGUGCUCAUUUCCACCUUCUGCUCUGACUGCAUCCCCCUGUCCCUCUGGCACUUGGGCUACUGGCUUUGCUACGUCAACAGCACCAUCAAUCCUAUGUGCUACGCCUUGUGCAACAAGACCUUUCAGAAGACCUUUCGAAUGUUACUCCUCUGCAAGUGGAAGAAGAAGCAUGGAGAAGAGAAGCUGCCCUGGUCUGCUCAAAAUCCAGUAAUGACCAGCAAGCUGAUCUAGCAGCCAGAGGAAAUAACAUGAAGUGCCAGCCACGUACAGUAAAUGUAACAGCUUUCCAGAUAUGUGUACGUUAUUUGUAGUAAAACUUAAGCUGUUGUGUAAAUAGUCUUUAAACUGCAUGUGAAACAAACUGCAAGGGCUUGUAAACUAAUGUUUACAUGAUCACAUGACAAUUUGAUUUUACUAGGUUUAAGCAUAGAAUGAGAAAAUGCAUAAAUGUAUUAUCUUUUGAAAUGAAGUUCUUUUAAAUUUUGUGGCAGAUCCAAAAAUAAGAGAUAAAACCAAAGCAUGACUGAAUAUACAGCUCUGGAAAAAAAAUAAGAGACCACUAUAGUUUCUGGAUCAGUUUCUCUGAUUUUACUAUUUAUAGGUAUAUGUUUCAGUAAAACAAACUUUAUUGUU
Messenger RNA from Astyanax mexicanus (Mexican tetra), 2391 nucleotides. RefSeq names its product cholinergic receptor, muscarinic 5b (gene chrm5b). The record is from RefSeq and is a predicted model, not a curated record. Lineage: Eukaryota; Metazoa; Chordata; Actinopteri; Characiformes; Acestrorhamphidae. Gene Ontology annotation, cellular component: dendrite; plasma membrane; synapse. The transcript has 2 exons. The coding region runs from base 448 to 1989 and encodes 513 amino acids. Gene Ontology annotation, molecular function: G protein-coupled serotonin receptor activity; G protein-coupled acetylcholine receptor activity. Gene Ontology annotation, biological process: G protein-coupled receptor signaling pathway, coupled to cyclic nucleotide second messenger; chemical synaptic transmission; adenylate cyclase-inhibiting G protein-coupled acetylcholine receptor signaling pathway.